Messenger RNA from Pyricularia oryzae 70-15, 486 nucleotides. RefSeq names its product multiprotein-bridging factor 1. Lineage: Eukaryota; Fungi; Ascomycota; Sordariomycetes; Magnaporthales; Pyriculariaceae. Gene Ontology annotation, cellular component: nucleus. Gene Ontology annotation, molecular function: DNA binding. The transcript has 2 exons. Bases 1 to 486 code for a protein of 161 amino acids. The record is from RefSeq and is a predicted model, not a curated record.
AUGGCCGACGACUGGGACACCGUUACCAAGAUCGGAAGCAGGGUCGGCGGCGGUGGUGGCGGCGGCCCUCGCUUGACCACCAUCAAGAACAAGAGCCAGCUUAAUGCUGCUCAGCGCGCAGGCGGUAUCGUGGGAACGGAGAAGAAGUACGGCACUGCCAACUCUAGCAGAUCAGAGGCCGGCUCCGGACAAUUCUUGACCAAGGUUGACCGAUCUGACGACAUUGUCAAGCCCAAGACUGGUGAUAAGGAAUUGGGCAUGUACAUAAUGCAGAACCGUGAACAGAAGAAGUUGGGGAACCGGCUUGAGUUCGGAAAGAAAGUCGGCAUAAACGAGAAGGAUCUUGCAAGGAUUGAGAAAGGCGAGGUCCCGAUCACACAAGAUCAGGUCAACAGGAUCGAGAGGGGCUUGGAGAUGUUCAUCAGAGGCGUUAAGAAGGGUGAGCCAAAGGUCAAGACCUUUAAGAGGGCUGCUGAUAAGAAAUAG